This is a messenger RNA of Aethina tumida (small hive beetle), 2195 nucleotides long. Its product is annotated as choline transporter-like protein 1. Lineage: Eukaryota; Metazoa; Arthropoda; Insecta; Coleoptera; Nitidulidae. Gene Ontology annotation, cellular component: membrane. Gene Ontology annotation, molecular function: transmembrane transporter activity. The record is from RefSeq and is a predicted model, not a curated record. The transcript is spliced from 14 exons. Gene Ontology annotation, biological process: transmembrane transport. The coding region runs from base 162 to 2036 and encodes 624 amino acids.
UGUCAUAAUUUAUCAAAGGAUUUAAUCUUAAACCCCAGGAUGGAUCCACCUUGUCGUGGUCCUGGGGCUCAGUACCACUCCACAAACCAGUGGCAGUGGGAAGCUAACGGAUCCAACUCCGCAUCUCUGGUCUUGUUCUUCUGAAGUUAGUUGACAGUAGUAUGGGAUCAACACUGAGCGUAACUGACAAGGUGGCACCUGGCGAGCUGUCUGGUCUUAAGCAAUCGAUAUUCAAUAGGUCGGACUCUGAGCUAAGCGAUGAACAAAGACAUAAAUCUCGCACCACCACCGAUGUUUUCUUCCUUUUAUUGUUCACUACAUUUUUAAUCAUUCUGCUGUGCUUCAUUGGAUACUGUGUAUUUUAUGGGGACAUAUACCGUUCCAUCAAUGGUUAUGACAACUGUGGAAACGUGUGUAACAGACCUGGCUACACAGUAAAAACAGGCGAAAGAAGAGAUCCAGGGUGUUUCGGUUACAACCACAUAAAUGAAAAAUAUCACAUAGUCGUCAAACACAACUCAUUGGUGGACAGACAUUGUGUGGCAAACUGCUCCCAGUAUGAAGGAUAUCGUCAGUUCUUCAACAGAUGCGUCCCAAAGAAGAGUUCUUCAGUUGUCAACACUGUAUUUUCCAAAACUGGCCUGAAAAAUUUUUUUCAGGAAGUGGCUGAGGAUUUCCAUUUUUGCUGGCCAGAAUUCUGCUAUUUAUGUCUAGUGGCCUUAGCUGCCUCCAUUCUUAUACUAUUUCUAUUUAGAUAUUUAAUUGGACUCGUUGUGUGGGUGGUUUUGAUUGGGGUAGUAAUAGCAUGCAUUGGAGGAACAAUAUUUUUAUGGAUAAUGUGGAAGCAAAGCACAGACCAAGCAAAUUUUGUCCCUGAUAAUCUUAUUCCUGACGUGGAUUCGAGAAAAACAGGAACUUAUCUAGGAUUUGCCAUUGCUGCAACCAUUGUGUCCAUAAUGGUGGUCUUGGUUAUAUUUGUAAUGAGGAAACGUAUCAAAUUGGUGGUACAAUUGUUUGAAGAAUCUGGCAAAGCCUUAACUGCAAUGCCUUUAUUAUUAAUCGAACCAAUUUUGACGUUUAUCUGUUUGGCCAUAGUGAUAACGUUGUGGUUCUACUUUUCUUUAUGGAUUGAAAGCUCUGGAUAUUUAACAGAGCAAAGAUCUCACGUAUUCUAUUACGAAAAAAACAGUUGGAUGAGAUUCACAAGAUGGUACAAUUUAUUGGCAAUGUUAUGGAUGACCCAGUUCCUUAUUGGGUGCCAACACAUGGUUAUUGCUGGAGCAGUCUCCGAAUGGUUUUUUACAAGAGAUAAAAGUAAAUUAUCCUUUCCAAUAAGUCACAGUGCUUAUAACUUGGUUCGCUUCCAUUUGGGCUCAGUAGCAUUGGGAUCUUUGAUUAUUGCACUUGUGCAGUUCUUAAGGAUUAUUUUUAAAGUAUUAGAGAAAUAUCUAAACAACCACGAAGGAUCUAUUGCAAAGUGUCUAAUGAAAUGUUGUCAUUGCUGCUUAUAUUGUUUCGAAAAAGUCAUCAAGUAUCUCAGUCGAAAUGCUUAUAUUGAAGUUGCAAUCUACGGCUAUUCAUUUUGUACGGCUGGCAAACAAGCUUUUAAGCUUCUGUCUUCCAACGUAUUAAGGGUCGCCACAAUUAAUUCAGUCGGUGAUUUCAUUUUAUUCCUGGGCAAGAUCUUGGUCGUGGUGACCACUGUUUUAGUUGGAAUAAAACUGAUACAGGAUAAAGAUGGUGUCCACCACAUGUGGGUCCCUAUAACACUUGCUGGUUUGUUCGCAUACUUUGUGGCACAUUGUUUUAUGACAGUUUAUGAGAUGUCUAUAGAUACAAUUUUCUUAUGCUUUUGUGAGGAUUGCGAGCAAAAUGAUGGAGUUACGAGACCGUAUUAUAUGUCAAGAGGUUUGAUGGAGUUUGUAGAGAACUCGAGAAAAGCUCUGGAAAUUCACGACCACAAGCAACAAAACAAAGUCAACAGUGCUUGGCAAGAUGACAUACAUACUAUAAGCAAGUCCGUAGGUGACACAUAAGAGAGAAUAAGACUGGCAAAUGUUAUUAAUUAUGAGACUAUGAUAUAUUAAAGCACAAGUUUUUCGUAUUUGUCGAGUGUUUGGCAUCGUUAAGUGUUUAAAAUAAUAAUGAAAAACUGUAAUUAUAAAUAUAUUUUACUUCUUUAAUUAUAUAAUUUA